AUGGCCCAACAGGGACAAACUGCUCUCAAGCUCCACCUGCUAAACCAGGUUGGGGAAAAUCGUAGCUCAGACCAGCCGGGAAGUGGGGCCCAGAAUGGAUGGGGAGUCGAUCCCAGCGCGGGUGGACGAAUCAGCAUUGGGGCCGCUGGCAUGGCAAAUGCAUCCUCCACGCCUGCAAAAUGUCCCGCAAAUCCGCGGGGGGGAAGGGCCGCUAUCAUGCCAGGAAUAUUAACACAGUACCAGGGGUCUUUGCGGAGCAAUGACUUGCAGCUGGGCCAUUACAUCACGAACCAGAGUCUCUGCAUCAUUGCUAUUCAACGCCUGUCAUCCUCAUCGGUCGCAUGGCCUUGUAAAACGGCGGUUACUCCAAAUCCUUGGUCUAAACUGGAUUUAGCAGCCGGGCCAUCCUCGGUCGGCAACGAUCUCGAUGCGAACUGCCUUCACGUGGCUGCACUGGACGAUCGGCCUCAGGGGUCCCACGACCGGCGAACUGCCGCUCCAUCCACCCACGGUAUCAUUCCGUUCGCGCCAGAGCAGUUGGCACUUAGCCUUUUUGCUUGCAUCGUCCUCCCUUGCAGACAUUGGUCUCAGCUUGAGAUCAGGGUGAGGGCGGCAAAUGCGACAGAUUUCAUGCUCGCUUCAUCCACAAUCUAUCUACAGACCCCCUUUCAACAAAGCCCCGCGGCGUGUUAUUCUUACUACGUGGUGCACAAGCCUAAGUGGCUGCAGCUGUUGGUUGGGACAUGGUAGCAGGGGGGAAAUGGUUGUCGGUAAUGGCCAACAAUACCUGCCCGCCAUCUAGUUCACAGUACCUACCACAUGGCCUGAUCCCAGCAAAACUAUGCCAUUG
This is a messenger RNA of Aspergillus piperis CBS 112811, 850 nucleotides long. RefSeq lists its product as uncharacterized. The record is from RefSeq and is a predicted model, not a curated record. Bases 1 to 750 code for a protein of 249 amino acids. The transcript is spliced from 8 exons. NCBI's taxonomy places the organism in Eukaryota, Fungi, Ascomycota, Eurotiomycetes, Eurotiales, Aspergillaceae.